AUUACUAGAUAAAUUUUGUCACAUAAACCUUCUUCAUAUUCACCAUGCUCAUCCAUGACAGGGUCUCGUCUUGGCGUGUUAUUGUAUGUGAACGGGCCGAUAUCUACGCGGGAGUAUGGAGGCACAACUUUAAGACAGCAUGGUCGUCGACCAAGUGGGCUGCUGAGACAGCUAUUACAGUGGGCAAAACAGCACCAAAACAACUUUUCUUUUUUCUGGCUGAUUCCACGGUCUACUUUGCCAAGAACCCAGUCGCUCUUAAGGACGAGGUUCUCAGUGGCGUGUCCAUCGCAUUCAUGCAGGUCCCCGAGUCAGUCGCGUUUGCAUUUGUGGCGGGGAUCUCUCCUGUGAAGGGCCUAUACUCUACAUUCUUCAUUGGUCUGAUUGCAGGCAUCUUUGGGUCACUACCGGGCAUGGUCAGCGGGAUUGCUGGCGGAAUGGUGAACAUUCAAAAAGAGCUGACAGCAGAUGACGGGCCCCUGGGUGACAAGUGCCUUUCCGAGAGGACCGAGUGGCUCUUUGCAACUACACUUCUUUGCGGGCUAAUCCAACUUGUGCUUGGGACACUUGGAGUGACAAGAUUCUUAAAGCUUGUGCCUCACUCGGUGAUGGUGGGGUUCAUGAAUGGCUUGGCGAUUGUGGUCUUCCGUGCGCAGCUGAAUGCGUUUCAAACAGACAGCUCAUCGAGAAACCCAAAGGACAACGUCGAGAUCAUUAACGGGAGAGUGUGUCCACCGAUGGAUUUCAUUCCGCCCAACGACCAGCGCUGGCUACGGCUUGAUGAGGGACAGACGUGGCAGGUCCUAAUCAUCGUGUUCCUGUCGAUGGCGGUUGUGCUUCUUCAGCCGCGCAUUAAGAGACGUUUGUGCAUUGGCAAGUUCUCGGUUGGAGCCAACGUUCUACCUGCAUCUCUGACUGCAAUGGUUAUCGGCACUGUAAUCGCUCGGUUUAUAUACGACAGUGCGCUCAAUCGGCCCAUCCGUACUAUUGGCGAUAUGGCAACAUUUUCUGGAAGUGUUCCCAAGGCCCACAUCCCUGAUGUUCCAUGGCGGUCUGGCCACUUCUGGGAGAUUGUGAUCCCGAAGGCUAUCCUGCUCGCCAUUAUUGGACUUGUUGAAACGGCAAUGACGUGGCAGCUGUGCUUGAAAAUAGUUGGUGUUAACCUCCCUGCCUACUACUGCAACUACGACUGUCUGGGGCAAGGUGCUGGAAACCUUUUAUCCUCGUUCUUCACGUCUGUCGGUGGGUCGGUCAUGGUUGGCCAGACCACGGUGAACCUUACCAAUGGGUCUCGCUCUCGUGUGUCUACAACUGUUGCUUCGUUCCUGAUACUCCUGUUUGUCGCCGUAGCUGGAAAGGUCAUCGAGAUGAUCCCCGUUUCUGCACUCACUGGGAUCCUCUUCGUUGUCGUCAUCAAGACGUUUGAAUGGCGUACAUUCGUGUACAUCUUCCGUUGGAGCAUCCCCGUGACUGACAUGAUAACAAUCAUUCUUGUCACUGUGCUUGCUGUCGCUACAGACCUUGCCAUCGCUGUGCUCAUCGGUAUUGCCUGGAGCGCAGUGGUUCUGGCGUGGAAGCUUUCAAACAACACUGGAAUUGCGAUGAAGGUGGAGCCAAUUAAAGCAAGUACCGGUGGUUAUGCAGCUGCACUCGCACCUACGGAUGAGCAGGCAGAGGGAGCAGACGAUGGCGACGGCACCAAAGCCUCUACCCCAAUUGUUCCACUGUCAGCAACCAGCAUCGAGAUUCACAUCGAAAAGAUGCAGACCAGCAUAUCUCCAACACCAUGCCUAAUGGCGUCAGUGAAGAUCACAGGGGCAUUGUUCUUUGGAUCGGCUACCCAAGUAAUGACGUUUUUCGAGGACCACAGCGUUGUUGCCCAGUUAUCGCUAUGUGCUGCUGUUAUACUAGACAUGUCAGAAUCUACCAUGUACGAUUCGUCUGGUGUAGAGGCACUCAAGACUGUACUUCGGGAUAUCUCUGUUGAUAAGGGCCUGGAUCUGUUCAUCAUUGGACUCGAUAGAAUCAGCCUGAAUCUUGUCACCAAAUCGCACAAGCUUGCUCAGAUCGUCACCCACGGCUCACCUGGGACUUACGAGGCGAUCUGCGUUGACGGCGAGGACCUGGUUGAGCGGCAUAGAUCAAUCUCUAUGUCAACGUAAGAGAUUAGUUUACUUGUACAAUGAAGGUAGGAGCGUACAUAGUACAUCCCAGCCCACUCAAAGAAGUGAAGAAGAGUGAUGCUGGAUCAUGGGCCUCUAACUGGUACUCAACAAGUGCCUUGGUAGUUCUAGUCCAUCGGUACAUAAGGGCCAUGGCAUGCAAUAUGUGUGCGGAUCAUCACACCCAGAAUUUGGUGAUUAGCAUUUUUCAACCCUUGUCCAGCAUCGCCAGUAGAAUUUUUAAAGCAGGUUUUGGAU
Messenger RNA from Linderina pennispora, 2420 nucleotides. RefSeq lists its product as uncharacterized. The transcript has a single exon. The coding region runs from base 45 to 2162 and encodes 705 amino acids. The record is from RefSeq and is a predicted model, not a curated record. Lineage: Eukaryota; Fungi; Kickxellomycota; Kickxellomycetes; Kickxellales; Kickxellaceae. Gene Ontology annotation, cellular component: membrane.